CAAAAGCUAGACGUAUUAUUCUUUUAAAAAUGGCCACAGCAAUUGCCAACAAUGACAAAAUCGUCUAUUACAAUGCCAAAUAUUUAUAUAGUUCUAUUUCUUCAAUUAACGAAAGGAAAAAAAUGCAUGGGGUCAAAAGAGUGAUGGUCUUCUGCUUGAUGACGGUAAUUAUGCCCGCAAUUCUAAUCACUACACCUUUAUAUUUGAAACAUACUGUGUUUGCUGAUGUGAUAUACCGAGUCGCUGAGUCCGAUGUACUUCCCAUUGAGGAUGGUAUUUCUUCGAUAUUUUGCCAGGGGCACACGCUGAAAAUGAACACAUCGUUUAAUGCGUUCCAGUUGAAAGGAACGCCGCAGUUGAGCAGUAAAAGAAAGCAUAUCAGGCUGAAAAAAUCCAUGUCAUUACCCGAUGAUACUUUGGAAUACUGGGGGUUUUAUUUACUGUCGGGGGCGCUGGUUAAGUUGAAGGUUUGUUCGAGGUUUCAGGGUUCCAGAAUUUUAGUGGUAAGGGGGGACAAAAAAUUGAGGACAUGUGGUUUGCUGGACCACAAUUUAAAGAAGAAGGGAGAUAAAUUUGACCCUGAAUAUUUACAAGUUAAUAUAACGUUCGAAAAUAAAGCUGAAAUAUUGGGGUUAGUGGAUCAUAAUGAUACAAAUACGGCCGAGGAGGAUUUGACUAUAGAAAAGACUGACAGCUACAUUAAAAAAAGGCUGGAUAAAAGUAAGAGAAAAUUCCAAGAGGUACCUGAGUCAAAACAUCACAAAAGGCACAUACACAAAAAGUUGAUUCACCAAAAAAAAGUUGAGAGGUUAAGAAAUAUUCUUGAUACAGACAGUGAUAUUCCUCGGCAAAAAAGGGGUACAGGGCCUUUUGAUGCCCAUAUUGCUCAUGGGGGGAACGCUUUUAACGUUACCAACCCUGAUGGGGGGGCUAGUAGUGUAUCAAGCUUUGAAACCGAUCUAUGGGCUUGCUAUAAUGGACAAAUUUUAGUUGCAGAAGGAUUUCCACCUUCUAAACAAUGCAAUAACAUACACUACUUAGAAAAAGGUAACCACAUGAUAACUACACACCAAGUAGCCUCAAAUGGGUACUACUACUACAUAUUUUACUCUGAUAAUGAUCUCCAAUCAAAUUCCAUUCAUGCUAUAUUCGAUAUAUACAAACCAACUUACCGAUACGCAAACACAUCAUCAAAUGAGUGUUACAAUCAAACUGAGUGCCAUUUCGACUUAAAAUUCAUGUCCGACGAAAAAAUUAUUGUGGAGGUUCCUACAAGGGAUGGUAUCGAGCAUGAAGGUGAUGAUAUAACUCUGCUAACUAGUACCUGUCACCCCCGUAUGGUUAUCUAUAUGUUUUUCCCGAUAUCCGUACUAUUUUUGAUAUUGGGCUGUGCCUUUUUGUAAUACAACAAAAUCGUGUGAUAUUCUUUGAUUACUGGUAUUUCCGAAUAUUUUAAAUGUAAAUACCUAUUAAUUCUUUAUGUAAGUUGUUAUGCAAUAAUAAUGUUGUUAAGUAUUUGUAUAGAAUAUUUUAAUUAGCCUUAGAGCAUGGCUAAGCUAUCCAUGUGUUAUAUGCUCUAAAGAAUUAGCAUGGUCACUUGAUUCUGUGACCAAGUCAGUUAAAAAAAAGUGAUUUGUGGAUUGUUAUAAAUUUCAAUUUUAAAUUAAACAUUUAAACAUGUUUAACACUCUGUACAAUAAUAUGUGUUUAUUCCUAUACCGUUUUGUUUUUAUCUAAUUUUCUAGAAUUAUAUGUUUGAUUUUGCAAUAUGAAUUAACACUUAUUGACUGAUUAUAUAAAUUUUAUAUGUAUGGAAAAUAUUAUUCUAAAAACUUGAUAGGUAUAAUUUUUAAUAUAUUC
Brassicogethes aeneus is the source of this 1860-nucleotide messenger RNA. Lineage: Eukaryota; Metazoa; Arthropoda; Insecta; Coleoptera; Nitidulidae. The record is from the annotation of a GenBank genome assembly.